Mugil cephalus (flathead mullet) is the source of this 2577-nucleotide messenger RNA. RefSeq names its product protein APCDD1-like. The record is from RefSeq and is a predicted model, not a curated record. The transcript is spliced from 5 exons. Lineage: Eukaryota; Metazoa; Chordata; Actinopteri; Mugiliformes; Mugilidae. Bases 442 to 1968 code for a protein of 508 amino acids. Gene Ontology annotation, molecular function: Wnt-protein binding. Gene Ontology annotation, biological process: negative regulation of Wnt signaling pathway. Gene Ontology annotation, cellular component: plasma membrane.
AGUCCAAUCUCUGGACACACUUUCAAACACUCCUCCGUGGCGCAGCACGCAGGACGCACCGAGGAAGCGCGUAAAAAUUAACCGAGGUGCAGCGUUUGAACGCCGAAGCGCAACCUUCACCAUUAUUAUUGUUAUUAUUAUUAUUUUCACCUAACUGCAGCAUAAUAGUUUGGACUUUUUAUAGGCGCGAUUCUUUGAUUUGAACCUCCGGUACCUUGUUCUUUUUUUUUUUUAUUAUUAUUCUUUUUCUUUUUUGUUCUCUCUCGAAUCGGAGUUGCGUUUCCUAUGAUGCUCGGAUUUUGCAGGAGUGUUUGCUCCACGCUUUGGAUCCACAAUGUUUGGAUUAGUGUCGGAAUAACCGGGGACGCUGCGUAAAAGGAAGCCUUGAACUCCCCAAGCGUGACCAGUGAAGCUCGUUUCAGUCCCCCCCUAAAGUGCGGAAUGGGGUCGUCACUCACACUGCUUCUUAUUGCUUUUUUGGUUUGGGCCGAAGGUUCCUCUGUUCACUACUCGGACGGCCGCUCCAGCCAUCUCUCCCUGGAGAAGACGUUCGGCCGGUCCGUCAAAGACUCCCAGUGCCAGCACAUGCUGAAGCACCUUCAUAAUGGGGCCCGGAUCACUGUGCAGAUGCCUCCCAGCGUGGAGGGCCACUGGGUGUCCACCAGCUGCGAGGUGAGACCAGGUCCAGAGUUUCUGACGCGCUCCUACAGGUUUUACUCCAACAACACCUUCCAGGCUCACCAGUUCUACUACGAGGACAACCACUGCACCAAGCCCACCUACACGCUGGUCAUCCGGGGCCGCCUGCGCUUGCGCCAGGCCUCCUGGAUCAUCCGCGGCGGCACGGAGGCGGAGUACCACCUCCACCGUGUCCAGAUGGUGUGUCACACGGCCGCCGUGGCCAAAGACCUCAGCCAGAGGCUCAACCGCAGCUGCCGAGGGGCCGUGAAAGGCCCCUGGGAGCCCAGCGUGACCUACGACCUGUGGAGCGAGGAGGGCGGCUACGACUGCUCCAGAGAGCUUAACUUUGCCAUGCACGAGCUGCAGCUGCUGAGGGUGGAGAAGCAGUACCUGCAUCACAAUCUGGAUCACCUGGUGGAGGAGCUGUUUCUGGGGGACAUCCACACCGAGCCUUCGCAGCGGUUGUACUACAAGCCGUCCAGCUACCAGAUGGCCCUGCAGAACGCCAAGAACCACGACCACGGCUGCAUCGCCUGUCGCAUCAUCUACCGCUCAGACGAGUUCCACCCGCCAAUCCUGCCGCCGCGGACCGACCUGAGCGUCGGGCUGUACGGCCAGUGGGUGAGCCAGCGCUGCGAGGUCCGCCCGGAGGUCCUCUUCCUCACCCGCCACUUCGUCUUCCACGACAACAACCACACCUGGGAGGGCCACUACUACCACUACUCCGACCCCGUCUGCAAACACCCCACCUUCACCAUCUACGCCCGCGGACGCUACAGCCGAGGGCUUCAUUCCACCCGGGUCAUGGGCGGGACGGACUUUGUCUUCAAAGUGAACCACAUGAGAGUGACGCCCAUGGACCUGGCGACCACCUCCCUCCUCAACGUCUUCAACGGUAACGAGUGCGGCGAGCAGGGGUCCUGGCAGGUCGGCGUGGAGCAGGACGUCACCCUGACCAACGGCUGCGUGGCGCUGGGCAUCCGCCUGCCCCACACGGAGUACGAGCUCUUCCGCAUGGAGCAGGACGCCCACGGCCGCUACCUGCUCUACAACGGCCAGCGCCCCAGCGACGGCUCCAGCCCGGACCGGCCGGAGAAGCGGGCCACGUCCUACCAGAUGCCCCUGGUCCAGUGCUCGUCGAGCAGCCAGCGGUCCGACUACAGCCAGGGGGGGGACGCGGACCGGCCUCGGAUGCACCACAACGGCUGCUCGGGAGGCAGCCAGGGACGAGCCACGGCGGCUUUGGCCACGUUCGUCACCGCCCUGCUUCUCUCCUGGCAAACUUAAGGGAGCACGAGACAGGACGACAAGGAGGCUGCCUGUUGGAACUGCAAACCAUUUUUUUUCUGGUGUAGAGGAGGAUUUAAAAAAACAAAACAAAACAAAAAAAACAACUCUCUGACGCUACCAAAGACUCGACACUGCUGCACCACAGAAACUGCACUUUAGAGCGGAACCAAAGGCCGAAGCCGUCUGUGUUUCCACAAAGACGUCGUUAUAUCCACACGGACCCGACGACGCGUUUUACACAGGUCAUUGACCUACAACAAGGUUUUGUACAGCAAAAAGACACGAUUUAGUGGACGUUUUCUCCAGAGGAGCUCUUGACGACGACCUCCCUGUCUUGAGGAGCUUUGAGUCGCUGUUUACAGUAAAAAGGGAACUACAGUGCUUUACUCACAGCUUUGUCUAUAAAUGUAACCUUAAGGGACGGCGGACUCCACGGCAGGUAUCGGCCUCCCUUUCCUGAAUAAAGAUCAUAUUGUCGUUAUGAAACAUCUCCAUGUAACUAUAUGUCACAUAUUCUAGAGCAGCAGUCCCCCACGGGUCGACCUUAAAACUUCAACUAUGUAAAACUCUGGAAAUUUUAAAUAAAACCAUCAUGGAGUUCGUUUA